AUGAAACGAACAAAUCAGGUAUCUCUUUUGGGUUUUUUUUGUAAGAAAGAGAGUCCAAAGCCCAAUGAACUUUUGUCAAUUGAAGAAGUAGGAAUAAAUAGAGCGGGGCCAUCCACAGAUACUGAUGACGAUGAAGUGAAGAAAGCCAGGAUCGAUUUGUGUUCGGCUCCGUCCGCAGCCGCAGCCAGGACGGGUUAUGAUAUUGGGAAAUACGUAUGUCAUCCUCCAAGCAAUGACGAGGAAAAGCUGAGAGCAUUAAAAGAGCCUUGGAUUCCUCCGGACACAUUUAAAUUUCCAGUCACUGACACCGGUAAAAAGAAACUUUCUUUUCAACGCCAUUGGACUAACAGGUACUCAUGGCUUGUAUAUUCAAACCUCAUGCAGGGAGCACUUUGCAAAGUAUGUGUUCUACUUGGAAAAACGCAAGGUGGUCGUGGUCAUCAAGAACUUGGAGCCUUUGUUAGUAAGCCAUUUAUUAACUGGAAGAAAGCUUUAGAGAGCUUUGAUCACCAUGCAGAUACGAAGUAUCACAAAUUUGCUGUUGAGCAGGCAGCAAAUUUUGCAAGGAUCAUGGAAGGAAAAACGCUUGAUGUUACAGAAUGCUUAAAUGUAGAAAACAAUAAAAUUGCCGAAGAGAACAGAAAAAGAUUAAAAGCCAUUGUUGAAACAAUUAUUCUUUGCGGAAGGCAAGCAAUAGCACUAAGAGGAAGUCAUGAUUCUGGAGAAAUUGGGAUAAAUGAGCCUGAACAUAAUGAUGCUCAAGCUUUGGCAACGACUAUUAUAUCACAUCUUUUAUCAUAUAACUUGGAUAUGGAUAAAUGGAUUGGUCAAGGCUAUGAUGGCGCUGCAGUGAUGAGCGGCCGGUUACGGGGCGUAAGAACAAUAAUCUCAGAGCAAUACCCGAAGGCGCAAUUCGUACACUGUGUUGCUCAUGUUCUUAACUUAGUUUUAGCGCAUUCAUGUGAGAUACCAAUGAUACGUAACUGUAUCGGAACCAUUAAGAGCGUAAUAAACUUUUUUCGCCAAUCACCGCUUCGCGACGGACUUUUGAAGAAAAUUGCGGAUCAAAUUAACUCAUCUCAUUCAACGCUUAUCUCUCUUUGUGAGACAAGAUGGACCGAGAAACACGUGGCUGUCGAAAGAUUUGCAGAAAUGGUUCCCGUUAUACGCGAAACACUUGGGGCACUUCAAGAUGCUGCAAGCAGCGACGUCGCUACUCAAGCAUACCAUCUUCAAACCGCUAUGGAUAACAGCCAGUUUAUUGUUUCUUUAGUUAUACUGAGAAAAGUUUUUUCAUAUACAGCAAACCUUAACAAAGCAAUGCAGAAAGUCAAUGUCGAUUUGACCAACAUUUGCGAAUAUACAAAAACGGUAAAAAUACUAAAUGUUCGGAACGAAAGUCAGUUUGCAAUCCUUUUUGAGCAAGCGCAGCAGAUGAGUUCAGGCGAUAUAGUCGUGCCAAGAAUAACUGGAAGGCAAACCCUGCGCAAUAAUAUUGCAGCAGAAACUGCCGAAAUAUACUACCGACGAAAUGUGUUUUACCCUUUCAUUGAUCAUGUUAUUGCAGAACUCGACGCUCGUUUUAAACCACAUGAAUCGACGAUCGAAGGAAUUCAAAUGCUGUUACCUGAAAAAACUAGUAAUGACUCCAGGAUAAAAGAAAAUCUUGAAAAAAUUGCACAAACAUUUCUUGGUGGAGAAAAUGAAGGCACAAUAUUUCUGAGUGAAUAUGAGAUAUGGCACAAUCACUGGAAAUCUGUAGCACAAAAACCUGCAACUGUGCUUGACGCUAUCGAUAACUGCGAUGAUCAGUCCUUCCCUUCAAUAAAAAAGCUUCUAAUUAUCUUAGCCACACUCCCAGUGUCCACUGCAACCCCUGAAAGAUCUUUCUCUACCUUAAAGAGGUUAAAAACUUACCUAAGAAAUAAAAUGGGCGAUGAAAGACUUACUGGUCUGGCUUUAAUGAGCGUACGCCGAGAUCUGGCGGUGCAACUAGAUUCCGAAGAAAUUAUCAAUCAGUUAGCAAUAAAACGUAAAAGACUAAAUUUAUUAUUUUAA
Acanthoscelides obtectus is the source of this 2058-nucleotide messenger RNA. The record is from the annotation of a GenBank genome assembly. Lineage: Eukaryota; Metazoa; Arthropoda; Insecta; Coleoptera; Chrysomelidae.